GCUUCACCACCCGCCCAGCUACAGUAGAAAGUUUAUGAGCGUUUACAUGACUGGAUGCUUCUUUCGCACUCGUGGAUUAUACCCGCAAUUUAAAAGUUACAUUCUCCAUUGAUAUAUCUCCUCAUUGUAAUAUUAUUUAAAGAAAGCGACGCCAUACCGUUUCCUGGCAGACUGGGCCAGCAGUUACUGACCACUGGAUAACCCUAGAGCUCUGGGCCCCAACGAAUAUGCUAGGCUAUCCAAGAACAGAUAAUCCCAUUGGAAGUAUAAAGCUGACCUUUGACCUAUCAAGGCUGGAUUUGUGUGGUCACCCCUCUGGAGCGGAACCACUGCCACUACAGUCACAGACGUGCUGCCAUUGGACGAGGACGCUGCUCUCGCUGCCCGAGCACCUAGACACCGGCUAGUUCUUCUUUGAGACUCCCACAGAUAUCUGACUUAGAGAUGGAGAGCAGCAACAUGUCGCUUUUACCUCUGCUUCUACUGUGCCUUGCCAUCGCCACUUCAGCAUCCCAGCAGACAUGUGAGCCAGUGGAGGUCCCUGACAACCAGAAUGCCUGGAUCAGGGUGAGGGAGAUGCCUACAGGCUGCUGGACCAGCUACACCACUAAGGACAGUAAAGAGGUGCACAUCCUCAGCCUGCACUACCUUCCUGGGGCUCCCACAAUGUUUGAACUAAACAUGACCACUGCCAAGCCAAUGCACCUCAUCAUCACCACAGACUCAGAGCAGGUCAUAUACUCUGCGGCCAAUGCUAACAUGGAUGUCAGCUUAUACGUGGCCAAUGACUCCAAUAUGAUGUUGAUUGGUUCAAAUGUCGACAUCCAGAAAAAAGCCCUGCCCACAGACAACAAAGAUCUAGUGAGAUGGGCCACCGAGGAGUUUGGUGGGGUGACGUCUUUCACCACUGUCCAGAACCCAAGGAGCAUCACUUCCACAGGGAGAGAGGGAACAAGACUCCUUCCAACUGGCUCCAACAACUGUACUCUUGAAAAUGAAUGGCAUUCCCUCAAGCACUAUCUGACGUUAGAAUCAAACAUACCUUCAUCAAUCAAGUCCUGCUCGAACCAGCCUCCCAACAGUCACACAGAGAAAGAACUAUACAUCGUUAACAUCCCUGAGGAUGUCAGCAUUCGCAAUGUCUCUGUGCACGUCAUCAGUGAGAGGCAGAUCAGUCUGUUCCUAAGGGGACCUCAGGGUACCAUGUGGAGCAUCCAUGACCCACAGCACACCAGCUUCUGUUCUAACAACGUGAUCAUGCUUGCGGUCUCCAGCAUGAUGCAUAAGAUCCCUCCCACGGUCGCUAUCACCACAGACAGUGCCGUUGCUGUACAAAAGAAGGCCUUUGAACAUUUCAAAGCCAGCACCAUCACCAGCUAUUCUGAGAUCCGAACCGCGGGCAACAUGGUCACACUGGUCCUGGGGAAUAAGGACCACACUCCAGUCACAGAGGCUGCACCAACCGAGUCCACCCCAUCGCCCCCUAGCCCCCCUCAGAUGCCUCUGGUCAUGCAGCUGUACACCUCUCCAGACUACCGCUCCCCUCUGGACCCCAACGUCAAGGUGCAGAGCGACAAGAGGAUCUACGCAGAGAUCUCAGGGAGGAUGCUGGGGGAGAUUGUGCUGACCAUCAAGGUGAUCAACUGCUCGGUGCGCUCCAAGGGCUCAUGCCCGGUGGUCAGGGACAUGCCCUUCAGGCCAGAGGCGUGCUCCUCCACCAUGUGCCCCAACAGUACCAGGGUUAGCUUCUCCCUAGAGCUGCUCCAAGACCUGGCGUCCACUAGCUGGGACCUGGAGUGCUCCGUCAAACUCUGCUUCAGUGAGAAAUGUGGAGAUGGAGGAAGAGUGAAGAGGAACUUGGAGGUCACCCAGACAUACAUCCCACCACCAACUGUGUGUAUUGACUUUGGUCUGUCAGCCGUGCUGGGCAUCGCUUUCGGAGGCUUCCUGAUCGGAGUUCUGCUUAUUGGAGCUCUGUGGUUCAUCAAGAUCCGCACAGGAUACCCCACCGGACUGGAUGUAGGGUCGACUGCAGUAAACCUCUCAGGAUGUCCUUGCUCUCUGACCAGCAAACGGCAACCCGUCUCUACAAACCCCUCCCCCUCUGAGAACAGUAGUGCCAAUGCCAGCAUUGGCAGCACUCAGAGCACGCCAACCAGCAGCAUGGCAUGAGAUCAUCAGCACCACUGUCUCCCCUUUCUGUCACACGAGGGGCCUCGUGCUAUUUGUUCGCUCUUUCACCAUGCUUAAGAAAGCAUAACCCCCCUCUCUUUAGUCACACCACAAACACGCACCCUCUCUCACCCGUGACCCCACCUGAAAGUGGUGAGGUCAGGGGCGGGGAGGGGUGGGGGGAGCAGGUGGCAGCUGUAGUCUAGUCCAGGCUCCUACCAUUCACCUCACCAGCCUCCCAGCAAUAGUUCCAGACGGGAAGUCAGCGAGGGUGAAAAAAAAGGCCCCGGCUCCCAGCAACAGGAAAAACAAAGCAUAUCCCCCAAGAACUAACAGGAAAUUCACUGCAUUCUUCUCAAUGAAUUGUGCCUCUCUGAUGGCGGCACAAUAAGAGUCAGUCAGGGGGGAAAAGAGACAAAAGAUUGACUUUUAAAAACAUUAUUAGAGAAACUGUUUUGUCUCUCGACAUCCACAGUUGUUGUGAUUGGAAAUGUCAAGGCCCCUUUUUGUAGACAAUUUAGAGAUAGAUUCUGGACUGACAUCUGUUCUAUCAUGUUGACUGUAGUUUGAAUUAAAAUUGUGUUACUGUAUAUGGGUGGCUGGAAGACACCAUGUCAGAUUUGAAGAUUUCAGACAGAUCAACAAAGAGAUCAACAAAGCUAAAAUAUCCAGUGUUAUCCUCCAAUGCCAAGGGGUAUCUGUCUUUAUAUGAGUUAGGAAAGAUUGGGAAAAGGCUACCUCUUAAUUUAUGUACAGCGCAUUUGGAAAGUAUUCAGACCUCUUCCCUUUUUCCACAUUUUGUUUUACGUUACAGCCUUAUUCUAAAAUUGA
Messenger RNA from Coregonus clupeaformis (lake whitefish), 3003 nucleotides. Its product is annotated as endoglin. The transcript has 15 exons. Lineage: Eukaryota; Metazoa; Chordata; Actinopteri; Salmoniformes; Salmonidae. The record is from RefSeq and is a predicted model, not a curated record. The coding region runs from base 445 to 2172 and encodes 575 amino acids.